UUUUCAAUAGCAUGUUUUUUUCCCCUCGUUGCGACCCGUAGCGGUGGACUAGAGACUGGACGCAUGCGUAUUGGCGAGAAGCGCUCAUCAUGGCUACCAAGGCUAUGAAGAUUGUGGCAGUGCCAACUUUAUUUGGAUUUUCUUCUUUGAGGGUUUAUGCAGCAGAGGAAGAAAAGAAGGAGAACUGUGUAUCCACUCAAGAGUUAUCUGUUUACCUGACCCCUCCUGCAAAGUUAAAAUAUGUCGAAGAACAGCCUGGGCAACUACAGAGUGGAAUUUCAGUGGCAAGAGAAGCAAUUUCCCCAUAUUUCCGAAGUUUAAAGAGGGGUUGUGAUUCAUUGAAAAAUGGAGUGAUAAAUAUAAUCCAUUUUGGAGAAGAUACAUACACAUACUUGAAGGAUCCCCCUCCUGGAUUUUUACCUCGGGUUAGUGUGAUUACAGUUUCUGGAUUGGCUGGCUUAAUCAUGGCAAGAAAAGGUUCCAGAUUUAAAAAAAUUAUGUUUUCUCUGGGUUUAGCUGCUGCUGGGACAGCUGUGUGUUACCCAGCCCAAGCUGUGACUGCAGUUAAGGUAACUGGAAAAAGUGCUUAUUCUGCUGGUAUCUGGGCCAGUGGAGCUUUGAGUUCUCUUUGGAAACCAAAAGUAUCAGCUAGACCAGAAAAUAAAGAGUCGACCUCUGAUCCAGCAAAUGCGGCAAAAUCUGAUGUAUAUCAAAUGACAGAAACUACCGAAGUUCCUUCUUCUAAACUUGGAUCUCUGUUUCCUGAAGAUGGAUCCUCUUUAUCUCAAGAUGCUGCUUCUCCCAGUUUGGUCCCUUUGCCUAAUUCUCCUCCUCAGACUGAAUGUUUUCCUGCACAGAAAAGCUUUCAGGAGAUUGUUCCUAGCACUGUAUCCCCUCUCUCACUUGUACAACCUGAUUUUUCAGAGAAACCGAAAUUCAGCCCUGAUCCUCGCUUAGCAGAUCACGGUCAGUCAAACCCAGAAGAUGCUGAUAUGUAUACUACAAGAAGCUGAAUUAGGACAUACAGGAUAAAGGACUGUCCAACUAAGUUUAAAAUUGCUUGGUAUUUAUUCCCUUGCCUCCUAAAAUUACAAUCAGUGGAAAUUAAAAUUUUCUUUAAUAAAUAUUUGACAAUAAUUUCUGAAUUAGUAAUUUAUUUUCAGGUGAGCAGUGUUUUCAAAGAGGUGUACAGGUUCAGAAUAAGACUUUUUUUUUUUUUAAAAGGAAAUUGAUACUUUUCCCUUUAUUAUUAAAAUUAAUUUUUCACUGAAGUUUAUAAAAAUAAAGCUCACUUUUAUGUAAUUCAGAAUAAAAUAUAUAUUAGGUUUUCUGCCCGAUAUCUACUUUGACAUAUUAAAUCUCUGGCUAGAAAGUAACAACUGCUAAUGUGUUAACAUUGGUUCUGUAAAAAAACAAAUGUUUUGUGAUUUGUGGAAAUGCAGUUUUUAUUGCGUAAUAUCAGCAGAAUCUUUUUUAAUUUACUGCGAGCCCCACAGAAAUGUGAUUGGUUCUGCCAAAGGAUGCUUUUUAUGUAUUUCUUAUAUAAAUAACAUUGGAUUAGACAUGUAUUGAAACUCAGGGUACUGCCUUUGUGCACUUUUUGAAAUCAGUGUUGAUUAAUGCUAACAUUCUUUUGAUUGUUGUAAGUGUCAUAAUGCACUUUAAAAAAAAGUUUUUGUUCUGCAUUAAAGUGAAAUUGGCUACAGAAAGCCUCAAUACACAGGACUGUCA
This is a messenger RNA of Polypterus senegalus (gray bichir), 1731 nucleotides long. It is a transcript of the gene apool, whose product is annotated as apolipoprotein O-like. The record is from RefSeq and is a predicted model, not a curated record. Gene Ontology annotation, cellular component: MICOS complex. The transcript has 9 exons. The coding region runs from base 90 to 1013 and encodes 307 amino acids. Gene Ontology annotation, biological process: cristae formation. Lineage: Eukaryota; Metazoa; Chordata; Cladistia; Polypteriformes; Polypteridae.